AUGGACUCAAAUUCAUACAUUAAAAGAAAUUCUUCUUCUCAUGAAGAUUCUUAUUAUUAUUCUUCAACUCAUUACUUUCCUUAUAAUCAAUAUUACCAGCAGCAAGAAAUCAGGACUCGCCGGAAACAGCCGCCGCCGCUGCCGGCAUUCACCGCAUCCCUCCACUGCGUCCGUAAGUUUCCGACGAAGAAAUUUAUUACCAAGAAAUUACCGAUCGCACCUCUUCCGCGGACCCCACCGAAGCUCUACAAGGUGAGCCCCGCCGAUUUCAAGGAUGCCGUUCAGAAGCUAACCGGUGCUUCGUCGGGGUUCACGCGGCUGCAGGAGGUGGCUCCGCCGCCUCUCAGCGUCCCUCCGCCAGCUUACUUUCAUCCGGCUUCACCGUAUUGGGAUGCUACUGCUAAUAUUGUGGCUAAAGAUGAAAAAGAAGAAGAGAAAAAUUUUCGAAAAUCGUAUGAGAAUAAUAAUAAUUGUGGAUCAGUUAUUAUAAGUCCAAUUGAUUUUAGCUUGUCACCUUCAUCACUCGCUUGGUGUUGGUCUGUACUUAUGAGUCCCGAAGUUGUUUAGAUUGCUCGCUUAAUUAUUUUUGUUUCAUAUUA
Messenger RNA from Erythranthe guttata (spotted monkey flower), 599 nucleotides. NCBI's taxonomy places the organism in Eukaryota, Viridiplantae, Streptophyta, Magnoliopsida, Lamiales, Phrymaceae. The record is from RefSeq and is a predicted model, not a curated record.